Molecule: messenger RNA, 2182 nt
Organism: Onychostoma macrolepis
Lineage: Eukaryota; Metazoa; Chordata; Actinopteri; Cypriniformes; Cyprinidae
Gene: c1qtnf9
Product: C1q and TNF related 9
Exons: 3
Coding region: 59-1078 (339 amino acids)
Molecular function (GO): protein binding
Source: RefSeq, a predicted model, not a curated record
UUUCCUCAAACACAGAGACUGUUCUUGGACUCCAGCUGCUGAAGUGCUUGAGAAGACCAUGCUCUUUCCCACACAGAUUUUUAUGCUUUUUCUAGUUGUAUUGGUCAAUGCUGCAGAGCAGAGCAUUUCUGACAAAAACACUGGCUGUGUGUACGGUCACCCCGGGAUCCCUGGAGACCCGGGACACAAUGGAAUGCCAGGACGUGAUGGCAGAGAUGGGGCCAAAGGUGAUAAAGGAGAUAGAGGUGAUUUAGGAACAUGCGGCACAGCUGGUAAAGAUGGACCAAAAGGAGAUAAAGGAGAACCUGGUGUUCCUGGUAUAGCCGGUGCGAAGGGGAAGCAUGGAGACAAUGGAGAAAGGGGUUCACCUGGCAAAAUGGGGCCCCAAGGCUUCCCAGGGCCACUGGGUUUAAAAGGUCAGAAGGGAGAACUUGGUUUGUCAGGACCACAGGGCAUCAAAGGGAACGUGGGUCCUAUGGGCCCUGUGGGACCACAAGGAGUCGUUGGCUAUAAGGGAGACAAGGGCAUACAGGGUCCUUUGGGGCCCCCAGGGCGACCAGGUCCAAAGGGUGAAAUCGGCCAUCCAGGUAUCAAAGGCAGCAUUGGUGUUCGUGGUGAGAAAGGGUCAAAAGGGGACAUAGGGGAGCAAGGCCGAAAAGGGGACAUGCCUGAGAUACCAAAAAGUGCCUUCUCAGCCAAACUGAGCGAAAGCUCCAAAUUACCUGCCACUUUCACUCCAAUCGUCUUUGAUAAAAUCCUCUAUAACAGUCAGGGACACUAUGAUCCUCAGACCGGCCGCUUCACUUGUGCCGUCAGAGGAGUGUAUUUUUUCAUCUACCAUAUCACUGUGUUCUCUCGCAAUGUAAAAGUGGUCCUGAUGAAGAAUGGUCAGCCAGUGAUCUAUACUAUGGACAGCUACCAAGGUGGUGAGGACCAGGCUUCCGGAGGAGCAGUCCAAGAACUGCAAGCUGGAGACAGAGUGUGGUUGCAAGUGGCUGAUGGACUGCUAUUUAAUGGGUUAUAUGCAGAUGAAGAUGACGACACUGUUUUUUCUGGGUUUCUCCUCUUUGCAACCUAAAGACACUGCUACGAAUGGGAAUUUAGUGGUACAAAACCAUGCUUUGAAAGAAGAUAUUUUAAAUUCACUAAAUGGCAUCAUUAUAAUAUUCUGUAAAAUAUAAAUCAUUGUUUAUGUUUCAUAUAUUCAUUUGUGAACAAAAAUAAUGUCUUUGCUAAAGCAAACGUCACGAUGUUGUGUUUAUAAUCGUGCUCUUGCAAACUGUUUUAGCUCAAACUUUCAGGGAAAAUGAACUGAAAGAGUUGUCAGAAGCUUAAUGAUGUUGACAUUUAAGUCAUGUGGUAUAGUUCAUUUAUAGUCUAUGUUUAGCUUUUUACUUUUGGUGAUUGUAUUUAGACUUCAAAAUUUGUGUUCUUUUGUGAAAAGUAUCAUGAUGAACAACAUAUGCAAGAAUCAUAAACUUUUGUUGGUAACAGAGCUUAUUUUCUGCAAUAAUCCAAAAGGCAAUGGAAAAAAUCCUAUGGACCCUUUUCACAAGACUGACACAUUUAACGGUCAUCAGCGUCAUAAAUCCUCAAAUGUUUUUUAUAUUUUGAUUUAUUUUUUUUUUAAAUGUAUGUACUAUACUAACUAUACUAAUAACACUAUACUUUCUAUUAUAUCACCUUUGCAUCAAAUUACAAAAAAAUACCUAAAAACUAGUUAACACUAAUGCGAGGGUGUUUAAUGCAGCAUCUAUGGGAGGGCCGGUAAAUUUGACAUCUUUCUCUCUUCAGACUGCUGCUAUCUCGUUAUACUAUUAUACAGUCUCUCUCAAUUUUUUUUACUUUUUUGAAAGUCAUGAAAACGCUAUCGUAGAUUUUUUCUUUUGUUAUUUAAGCAAAUGGGAAUGCACUGCUCUCGAAGUUAACCCAACUAUGACGACUUCCGCUGCUGAGAAACCCGGAAAUGUAAAAAAGGUCCAUUGGGUUUUUGUUGAGGAACCAGAGUGAUGCUAACUUCCAGUUGGCCAAAAAAAAAAGAAAGAAAAGACAGAGAUGUUACGAGGAGAUGACGUUACUGUUUUGGAUUAAAGAGGGCACAUGAAUUUAAAAAUAAUUAUAAUGAUAUGGACAAGUCAUUUAUAAUAAACACUGCAAUAUUCCAUUAAAAUAUAUAAGAAUG